Messenger RNA from Ramularia collo-cygni, 765 nucleotides. Its product is annotated as probable 60S ribosomal protein L8.e. Gene Ontology annotation, cellular component: cytosolic large ribosomal subunit; ribosome. The coding region runs from base 1 to 765 and encodes 254 amino acids. The transcript has 3 exons. The record is from RefSeq and is a predicted model, not a curated record. Gene Ontology annotation, molecular function: RNA binding; structural constituent of ribosome. Lineage: Eukaryota; Fungi; Ascomycota; Dothideomycetes; Mycosphaerellales; Mycosphaerellaceae. Gene Ontology annotation, biological process: cytoplasmic translation.
AUGGGUCGUGUUAUUCGCAACCAGAGGAAGGGUCGCGGCUCUAUCUUCACCGCGAACACUCGCCUCAACAAGGCUCCGGCCAAGUUCCGCACCUACGACUUCGCUGAGCGCCACGGAUACAUUCGUGGUGUGGUCAAGGAGAUCAUCCACGAUGCCGGUCGCGGUGCACCUCUCGCCCGCGUCGUUUUCCGCGACCCAUACCGAUACAAGUUGAACACCGAGACUUUCAUCGCCAACGAGGGCAUGUACACCGGCCAGUUCAUCUACGCCGGCAAGAACGCUUCGCUCACCAUCGGCAACGUCCUCCCACUUGGCUCCGUCCCGGAAGGUACCGUUGUCAGCAACGUGGAGGAGAAGAUUGGCGACAGAGGUGCGCUCGGCAGGACAUCUGGAAACUAUGUGACUGUCAUCGGCCACAACCCAGAUGAGGGCAAGACCCGCAUCAAGCUCCCAUCAGGCGCCAAGAAGGUUGUUAAGAGCUCCGUCCGUGGCAUGAUUGGAAUUGUCGCUGGUGGUGGCCGAACCGACAAGCCUCUCAUGAAGGCUUCGCGCGCCAAGCACAAGUUCGCUGUCAAGCGCAACUCGUGGCCCAAGACYCGUGGUGUUGCCAUGAACCCCGUCGACCAUCCUCACGGUGGUGGUAACCACCAGCAUAUCGGUAAGGCCUCGACCAUCUCCCGUUACGCCGCACAAGGUCAAAAGGCCGGUCUCAUUGCUGCGCGGAGAACGGGUCUCCUGCGUGGUACCCAGAAGACCAAGGACUAG